Molecule: messenger RNA, 1809 nt
Organism: Calidris pugnax (ruff)
Lineage: Eukaryota; Metazoa; Chordata; Aves; Charadriiformes; Scolopacidae
Product: rho-related BTB domain-containing protein 2-like
Exons: 6
Coding region: 1-1809 (602 amino acids)
Biological process (GO): small GTPase-mediated signal transduction
Molecular function (GO): GTPase activity; GTP binding; protein binding
Source: RefSeq, a predicted model, not a curated record
AUGUGGGUGCAGGGCAAGGUCCCACGCUGGGACACGGGUGCUGUGAUGGGAUCCAGCACCGGGAAGCGGGUCCCACACCUGGAUGUGCUGGAGCGCUCCCGGGAUGUGGUGGACGAGGUCAGCGUCUCCCUGCGCCUCUGGGACACAUUUGGGGACCACCACAAGGACCGGCGCUUCGCCUACGGCAGGUCGGAUGUGGUUGUCCUCUGCUUCUCGCUGGCGAACCCAAACUCCCUGCGCCACGUGAAGACAAUGUGGUACCCUGAGAUCAAGCACUUCUGUCCCCGGACGCCCAUUGUGCUGGUGGGCUGCCAGCUGGACCUGCGCUACGCUGACCUGGAGGCCGUCAACCGUGCCCGCCGCCCCUUGGCCAAGCCCAUCAAGCCCACAGACAUCCUGCCCCCAGAGCGGGGACACGAGGUGGCCAAGGAGCUGGGUGUGCCCUACUACGAGACCAGCGUGGUGGCCCAGUUCGGCAUCAAGGACGUCUUCGACAACGCCAUCCGGGCCGCCCUCAUCUCCCGCCGGCACCUCCAGUUCUGGAAGUCCCACCUGAAGAAGAUGCAGCGGCCUCUGCUGCAGGCCCCCUUCCUGCCCCCCAAGCCCCCACCACCCGUCAUCCAGGUCCCCGACCCCCCGGCCAGCCGCGGCUGGGGCCCCGCCGCCCUCUUCUGCACCCCGCUCUGCGCCGACGUCGUCUUCCAGCUGCAGGGUGGCCAGCGGGUCUUUGCCCACCGCGUCUACCUGGCCACCUCCUGCUCCAAGUUCUACGACCUCUUCACCCUGGAGGGGCCGCGGGGGGCAUCCAAGGAGCCGGCCGCCCGCACCAAGAGCCUGGACGGGGAGCGGGGUGUCCUGGCUGAGGGGGCACGUGCCCCGCUGCGGACUUCGCAGAGCGACGAUGCCCUGCGGCCGGCGGCGGGGGACGGCACGGCACCUGGUGGCGGUGGCAGCCACGACCUGUCGGCCUGGGGCCGUGGCUUCGUCAGCAUGCGCUGGGAGCUGGUGGCUGACCCGGUGGCAGGGCGGGAGAAGCGGAUGGCGGUGGUGUGCAUGGACCAGCGGGUGCAGGCGGAGCCCUUCCGCGCCGUGCUGGAGUACCUCUACACCGGGCGGCUGGACCAGACCCGCAGCGACCUGAUGCAGGUGGCCACCAUUGCUGAGCUUCUGGAGGUCUUCGACCUGCGCAUGAUGGUGGCCAACGUGCUCAACAAGGAGAGCUUCAUGAACCAGGAGAUCACCAAGGCCUUCCAUGUGCGCCGCGCCAACCGCAUCAAGGAGUGCCUGGGGAAGGGGGUCUUCGCAGAUGUGGUUUUCCGUGUGGAUGAUGGGUCCGUGCCGGCGCACAAACCCCUGCUCAUCGCCGGCUGCGACUGGAUGAUGGCCAUGUUCCGGGGGGCUUUCCGGGAGAGCUACGCUGCCGAGGUCUCCCUGCCCGGCACCAACUGCGCCUGCCUGCGCGCUGUCCUCGACUUCCUCUACACCGGCGUCUUCACCCCCACGCCCGACCUGGAUGCCAUGGAGCUCCUCAUCCUCACCAACCGCCUCUGCCUGCCCCGGCUGCAGAGAUGGUGGGGGGCGGGGGGGGGGGUGUUGCCGUGCCACCCUCUGACGCCACCGGUGUGCCGUGUCCCCACAGAGAACCAGGCGCACUUCGAGCGGCACCGCUGGCCGCCGGUGUGGUACCUGAAGGAGGAGGACCUGUACCUGCGCUCCAAGAAGGAGCGGGAGCGGGAGGAGCAGCUGCAGCGCAAGCAGCACACCCGCAGCAAGUGGUGCUUCUGGCGGCCAUCGCCCCACGUCUCCUGA